AUGGUUGAUAAAGUCAAGAGAACUACCAACAAAUCUGCCAAAGAGGGUUCAAAUUUGACUCUACAGUGUUUCCAUUGUGAUUCCUUGUUUCCUCUUCCUGCUGGAGUGUCUGAUGAGAGUUAUGAAUUCAUCAUAACAGCUAACAAUUUAAAAUUCUUCUGCGACGCUUGUUUGAAAAAAUUCUCUGUGGAGAAACAGUUUUAUAAAAAAUUAGAACAGAGUAAAUCAGAGAUGGUAGAAGAAAUGAAAAAAUUAAAUGAUGUAAAUAAAACAAUCAUAUCUGAAGAGAAACAGUUUCACAAAGAACUUGAAAAGGGUAAUUCAGAAAUUAUAGAAGAAAUGAAAAAAUUAAAUGACAUAAAUAAAAAAAUCAUAUUUGAAGUUGUUGCAAUUAGAGCCGCUAUUGAUGGAAAUGAAAGCAAACUUACGCAUAUAGAUACAUCUGGUGCCAAGCUAUCUGGUGAGAUUGCUAGUUUGAAGUCUGAAUUAAAUAGGUCAUUUGCCAGUGUCGUUAGUGGUGAGAUGAAAAAAGGCGUUCAAUCAAUUAAUCAGGACGUGAAAAUUGUUCAAAAAAAGUUGCAGGAUGUUUUCGAUAAUAAGGAAAGAGAAGCUAAUAUAAUAAUGUUCAAUUUGAAGGAAGGAUCAGACGACAAUGCAAGAGUCUGCCAAAUAUUGGAUCAUUUGACUGAAGGGGUAUGCGGAGAAAAAAAUGUUCUGAAAAUGAUGAGGUUGGGCAAAAAAAAUGACAACGCUAUUAGACCAAUUUUGAUUAAAUUUAAUAAUAUUGAAGCUAAGUCACAUGUUUUCAACGGCAUUAGAAAAAUGAAAACUCUGAAAGAUGAUUUGGCUUGUACUAGAUUAGGCCACGAUCUCAGUAUCGAUCAAAGAGCUGUACUUAAAAAGUUGCUCAAAGAAGCCAAGGAGGCGGAGGAGGGUUGCAAGCAAGUGGUGAUUGGGUUGUUGAAUGUGAGAUCAAUUGCGUCUAAGGUGAAUGGUAUUCAUGGAUUGAUAUGUGAUGGGCUUGAUAUCUUGGUGCUUACUGAGACUUGGCAUGGUGUGGUUGGUAAUAAUUCAGUUCGGUUGGCUAUGCCACCUGGGUUCUGGUAUGUUGAUUAUGUUAGGCAGCACGAUCCAGGUCAUGGUGGCUUAAUUGUAUAUUUCCGUAAAGAUUUUGGAUAUAAAAAGUUAGUCUUGCCAUUAUUUGCCACAUUUGAGGCUGUUUCCAUCAGGUUUUCGACUAGUGGGUAUCAGUUUAUUUUACUUGCCAUUUACAGACCGGGCUCUGCACAAAUUUCUUCUUUGUUUUUUGAUGAACUGAUAUCUGUUUUAGAAUAUGUUACGAUGUUAAAUGCCAAUAUUUUGAUGAUGGGGGAUUUCAAUGUGCACAUUGAAAGAGUUAAUGACAUACACACAGUCCGUUUGAAUGAAAUACUUGAUGCAUUUCAAAUGAUCAGUCAUGUACAUGAACCAACUCACGAGCAAGGUGGUAUUCUUGAUCUGGUUAUUAGUUCAAGCAAUUUUCCGAUUUUGGGAGUUGAAAUAUUUCCAAGUGGAAUAUUUUCAGAUCAUGAUAAGAUUGCAAAGAUUGUGCAUUCUGUUAAUUCAUCUAGUGUUUCAACCUCGUUAUUAGAAGAUAGAGAGUCACCAACUGUUGCAUUGACAUCAUUUCCUGAAAUCGCUGAGGAGGACCUUGUGAAGAUUAUACUUGACUCUCCGUCUAAAACUUGUUCACUUGAUAUCAUGCCAACACACAUUUUUAAGAAAUAUCUAAAGUGUGGGGAACCAGCCUCAGUAGUUUUAAGACCAGUAUUCAUGUGGUGGGCCUCACCAACGGAAAUGAAUGCCGGCUAUGGGGAGAGAAGAUCGAAUCAACCUGAGAUUGAAUCGACCGGGAUUGAUAAAUUUGUUAAGCUCUGA
Molecule: messenger RNA, 1917 nt
Organism: Helobdella robusta
Lineage: Eukaryota; Metazoa; Annelida; Clitellata; Rhynchobdellida; Glossiphoniidae
Exons: 4
Coding region: 1-1917 (638 amino acids)
Molecular function (GO): catalytic activity
Source: RefSeq, a predicted model, not a curated record